Messenger RNA from Zea mays, 1347 nucleotides. RefSeq names its product seven transmembrane domain protein. Lineage: Eukaryota; Viridiplantae; Streptophyta; Magnoliopsida; Poales; Poaceae. The record is from RefSeq and is marked provisional.
CGCAUCGCACGUACGGUCUCAGGCGCAUCGGCCUCGCCGCUGCACAACGCCGGAGACGAUACGACGGCGGCUACGGGAUGACGGUCUUCCACUUCCUCAACUGCGCCUUCCUCACCUUCGGGCCUCACGUCGUCUACUACUCCGCCACGCCCCUGUCAGAGUAUGAUACAAUCGGCACUUCUAUAAAAGCAGCUGCUGUUUAUCUUGGAACUGCGCUUGUAAAGCUUGUUUGCUUGGCAACAUUGCUCAAAGUACCUGAGAAUGAUAGCUUUGACCCCUAUCAGGAGUUAAUGAAAGUUUUUAUUGGAUUCAUAGAUGUAGCUGGACUGUAUUUUGCUUUGACCCAGCUGACCCACAGAAACAUCUCUCAGAAUCAUAAGUUCCAGGCUGUUGGUCUUGGUUGGGCUUUUGCUGAUUCAGUUUUGCACCGACUGGCACCUCUCUGGAUUGGGGCAAGAGGGCUUGAAUUUACAUGGGAGUACAUAUUUCAAGGACUUGAAGCGAAUGCUAAUCUUGUGAUGACCCUCUCCCUUGCUGCAUUGGGGUCCUUGAUGUGGCUUAGGAAGAACAAGCCUAGGACUUUGGUUCCAAUAAUUUAUGCAUGUGCUCUGCUCUUGGCAACAAUGCCAUCUAUCACCAGCUACUUGAGGAGGUCAUUGGAGUGGCAGACACCAAAGGUGGUUGGCUUCGAGCUCUUCUCCUCCCUUGUUAUGGCUUUCAUCAGCUGGCAGCUGUUCUCGGCUUGUCAGAGACCGAUGUAACAAGACAUCCAUACCACUGCCAAUUUUACGUGCAAUUUGAAGCUCCUGAGUACGUCAGAAGAAUUAGGAAGAUCCUUUGAACUUUGAGCUACAACUCUUCUUCUUGGCGUUCGGUUACAGAACAUUUUACUUAGAACAUCUGUUGUAACUUGUGAGCUGUAGAGCAGAAACACAUGCCUGAAAUGAGUUAUUCUAUAACAGAUGCUCAUGUAGGCGUUUGAUCUGAAACAUUUGUUUAUUAUUAUUGCGGUGUGCAUUUCAGAUGCUCUCUUUAAAGUCGCAUCAUCUAGCGUAUAGAUCAUGUCCCAGAGACCGUUUUUUUUUUAAAUUGACCUUUUUUGUCAAAAAUAUUCAUAUAUACCCUUUGCAUCCUUGGAUCAUAGGUCUCGGUCCGUAUCCUUUGCGUGGUGACGGACAUGACGUUGACGUGGCAUAUUUUGGUGUUAACCAUGUAGGCAUUGCCAGGCUUAGCGUUGACCUUUAGAAUUGUCGUGUUGUAGCGUGUAAAAGUUGCUUGUAGCCUGUGUAAACGCAUGUAUAAUAUAUAUUAAUGCAUCAUGAGAGCAUGUCCAAGAGACUAUUUUUG